Molecule: messenger RNA, 903 nt
Organism: Penicillium macrosclerotiorum
Lineage: Eukaryota; Fungi; Ascomycota; Eurotiomycetes; Eurotiales; Aspergillaceae
Product: putative cyclin
Exons: 2
Coding region: 1-903 (300 amino acids)
Biological process (GO): regulation of transcription by RNA polymerase II
Cellular component (GO): nucleus
Molecular function (GO): cyclin-dependent protein serine/threonine kinase regulator activity
Source: RefSeq, a predicted model, not a curated record
AUGGCACCCACCACCCCAGGUCUGAAACACCUUUCCAACGCGCUGGCAACCCCCGAGCAGCUGUCAAAUUCCUCCUCCUCGAUCGAUGGAGUCCCUACCGAUCUGGAAGCUUCCAUUCGCUGCGCCGGCGCCCAACUAACACAAGCGGCCGGCAUUCUGUUGCACCUGUCGCAGGACAUUAUCGCGCAGGCCAUCGUAAUCUUCACGCGUUUCUGGCUUGGAGCUGAGGGCGGUAGCUUGCGCUUAUAUGCAGCCAAAGAUGUAUCGGCCGCGGCUCUCUACCUCGCCGCUAAGCUCUCCUUCCAGCCCACUUCGCCGCGUUCGGUUCUCAAUGUCUAUACUCUCCUCCUCUCUCUGAAGGCCUCACCGUUAUGGUUUGUGAACCCGAAUGGAGCUCCCGCGCAGCCACCAUCUCCCGAUGUCUAUAUUCUCUCAGAGGGCGGAUACCAGGCCGACCGUUUAGUCCUUCUCCGGAUUGAGUCAAUCAUCCUCCGCACACUCGGCUUCGACACACACGUUGCUCUUCCACACACGAUUGCCCUGACCUACUUGCAAACCCUAGGUGUAGCAAAGCCGGCGGUAUCACGCCGGGUGAUCGAGCAUUUGAAUGCGGCGUUGCUAUCGCCUCAGCUACUCUACGUAACACACCAGCCCAACGCUCUAGCAGUCGCGGCAAUCUACCUCGCCGCACGUGAGGAAGGCAUCAAACUAGUGGAUGGGGAAUGGUGGGAAGUUUUUGACGUUGACCGUGAAGAACUCGGGUUCCUAGUCGUCGGAAUGCGGAGCACAGAAGGAUUUAUGCGGAGAGAAACAGAGGUGUGGAAAGCAAAAGUGAUUCCCAUGACGGUGGAGGACUUGGAUUCAGAACUCGAGCGACGCCGGAUGAUGGACGAAGGCGAGUGA